This is a messenger RNA of Lepisosteus oculatus (spotted gar), 2458 nucleotides long. RefSeq names its product probable serine/threonine-protein kinase pkgA. NCBI's taxonomy places the organism in Eukaryota, Metazoa, Chordata, Actinopteri, Semionotiformes, Lepisosteidae. The record is from RefSeq and is a predicted model, not a curated record.
UUAGACACCAAAUGAACAGAGAUGAGAUUAUAAAAUUCGCACACGAAACUCCAUUUAUUAUGAAAUGUGGAGGAUAGCACUUUACAGACUACAUAAAAGAAUCCAAGAAAGUUAAAACAGAGACUUCUUGGUGGUCUCUGGGAAAAGUAUGAGAUCAUACCAAGAGACCAAGACAGGAUUUUCUCAACCAGCUAUAAAAGAGGUUUGUUCAGCAGCAGAGCAAAGGGGAGAUCAUGAGGAAGCCCAGAAGAAGAGGAAUGUGAAGAAGAAGACAAUAGUUGUCAAUCUGCAGAACAUGUAUCAGAGAGAGAAAAAUGAACAGUGUUUUUCUCAUAAUAAGACAUCCAGGACCAGUGAAGACAAGCAAGGGUGCGACAUUUUAAGGAAAAAUGCCAGUAGCAGAAUCAGGUGGUCUUCACAUCCUAACUCCAAAAUACCGUCUCUGGGAGAGAUAGAAAAGGAAAUCUCCAGCAUUACAAGAAAUAAUUCUGAAGGAACUGGAGUAUCCAAAGACAGAAAUCACCAAAGACUGUUCAUUGCGGUUUUGAAGCCUUUUGGAAUACGGAUUCUACGGUGUCAUUCAGCACCUACAAAAAAUGUGUCUGUGGAGUACCUGAAGAAAGCCAAACUGCAAAUGAAAGCUAACAACGUUUUAACAGAGGAAAAGAAGGAAGCAGAAGUGGGAACCCUCCCUCUAAAGGCAGCUACAGUAUGCAGGCUGGACACCUCUGAGAACAGGCAGCUCAAGGAGUGGCUUCAUCAGAAGAACCUGCUGAGGAGAAAAAAAAGAGCAGCCAGGAGGAACCAAAAGAGGCAGGAGAGGGAGGAGAAGAAAAGGAGAGAGCAACAGAAGCAGGAGAGAGCAAAGGACUCAGAGCAGCAGGUGAGAGCCUGGAUGGAAAGGAAGAGAAGGGAGGCUUCUGUGCAGCAGAGUGCUAAUCAUUUGAAAACUGACAGGGGGUUAAAAAAUCAUGGCUCUGGUGAAGUAUCCCAGCAACCAAAGAGCCAUGAUAGAGAGACACAUCUACAUUGUGGUACUCAUGCUCGUCAAAGUCAAUGCUUACAAGCAAUGAAACAGCUAAACAGACCAAAAAUGGAUAAAUUGGCGAUCCACACUAGUGCAGACCCCUUGCCCCAAAAGACAAGUCUGAUUGGUGAGGGACAAACAGAUUCGAGGAAAGACGGGAACACAGCUUCAGAGAAUCUUUCAUUAGAAUAUAACAUGCUUUCUAGUAAAGUAAAGCAAGAGGGCAUUGCUGCUUCACAGCCAGUUGGUCAGAUAUCAAGCACAGUGACUGGUCUUACAGAGGAAACUUUGAGUAAGACAGCAACUCCCAAGCCUCUGGCAUCCCAGAACAAAAGAAAGGGGAAGCCUACAGACACAAGUAAAGUUCAAGUGAUGAGAACUGAAGAAGUAUCCAAAAAUGAGACUCUUUCACUAAAAUCUUCCAAAACCAUCAGAAGAACUUUAACAGAUAUUAAAGUAGUACCACACGAAAAGUCCUUGCUUACAACCAGUGUUGGCACUUUACAAGAUGCCAAAGAUGAUAAAAAAGGAGAAAGCUGGAAGACCAAAAAGAGCUUAGCUAUCAUACCAAUGAAGCCCCUCAAACCACAUAGAUCAGAAAACAGGCCUCUGUGCUCUAAAGGCCCAGACAGUGGAAAUAAACUACCAACAAGUCUUAGGCUAUCUCAUAGUGAGUGGCUUCAAAGGAAGACAGAAGAGAAGAAGAAUGAGGAGAAACAUAAGAAAAAGGUGGCCCAGUUGGACCCUGAUCUCCAGGACAUUAUCCCAAAACUGGCCAGGAGGAGAAUAGAAACAAUCCGAGAGGGGAAGAAGAAGGUGGAUACAGGGAUCCCUUUUAAUAGGUCUUCUGAUAUGGAGUCAAUUCUGAAUCCAGUGACCAGACCAAAGUGGGUUAAAGAUGCAAAGUUGAAUUUGGCAGUGGAGCAGCAGUUCCUGCGAGUGCUGGCCCAGAAUGCAGUGAAAACAGGAUGUAGUGACAUUUCAGAGCAGAACCUGAAUGCCAAUGAGUCUGAGCCUGUCUGCUUAAAAUCUGUCAAAUCUUCAGACAAAUGUAAAGGCAGCUCCCUUAAAAUUAAAAUCAGAGGGAAAAGAGGAAAUAGAACAGAUGCAACUGGAAACCAGGUUAAUGUGAACUUACCUGAGCGCCCUGAGCCUCAGGGAAGUGAAGGAGAGGCAGUUUUCAAAACUCAGUGAGGUUAAAGAAUAUCAAACUUGUUCUGAAAAUUUUGUUUGCUCUCUAUAUCUAUAUAUUAAAAACAUUAUGUAACUAUGUAAAUUAUGAAGUGCUGUAUUAGGAAAAUCAUUUCAUCUUAAAUGGGUGGUUACUCUUUGUCACAAAAGGUAAAGAGUAUAUCUCAGGUUUUAACAUAUUUCACCUUAUGUGACAUGGAAUAAUACCUUCAUUACUGUGUUGCUGGUCACUAAAGUCUA